GGAAUAGCUAUGAAGUUCACUGCAAGUUUGAUUUUCCUAUUGGCCCUCCUUCUAUCAUGCCAUGCCAAUGUUGGUGCUGCCGUCAAAAAGUCUCAUAGGAGCCCAACGACUACUGCCAAGGCAUCCCAAUCGACGUCCAAAAAUGUAACAGUAGCUGCUAGUACUUCUGCAAAGAUGGUAUUCGCUCAUUUUAUGGUAGGAAUUGUGAGUUCCUAUCAAGCCAGCGACUGGGCAAAUGACAUUGCUUUGGCUUCAGCAAGUGGGAUCGAUGGUUUUGCUCUUAAUAUCGGUGCAGACUCUUAUACCGAAUCCCAACUUACAUUGGCAUAUAAUGCAGCAGCCUCAAAGAAUUUCAAAUUGUUCAUUUCAUUCGACAUGACAAGUAUCACUGACCCCAACAGAAUAUCGUCCAUUCUAAAACAAUACAGUGGCCAAAGUGCCCAGUUCAAAGUUGACGGAAAACCAUUUGUAUCCACGUUUGUUGGAUACGGUGUCGUUGACUGGAAUUCCAUUCAAGCGACAAGUGGAGUAUCUAUUUAUUUGGUACCAAACUGGCAAGCUAGUCAGCUCCAAGGAAAUACUCAAGUCUCUGGCGGAUUUAGCUGGAUAGCGUGGCCAAACUCCAACAACCAACCAAUUGAUGCCAAUAUGACAACAGACUCGGAUAAUGCAUACAUAUCGGCACUUGCUGGAAAAGCAUAUAUGGCACCAGUUAGUCCCUGGUUCUUUACGCACUUCGGUUCGGAUGUUUCAUACAGCAAGAAUUGGCUCUUUUUGAGUGAUGUCCUUUGGUAUCAACGAUGGGAGGAAAUAUUGAAACUGAAGCCAGAUUUCGUAGAAAUCAUCACAUGGAAUGAUUUCGGUGAGUCACAUUAUAUCGGCCCACUCCAUCCUGAAAACCCAAGCGUGUAUGCCGGUCCUGCUACCGACGGUGCAAAAUCAUGGGUAGAGAAUAUGCCUCAUGACGGUUGGCGGGACAUAUCACAAGCAUACAUUACAGCUUACAAAAAUGGAGCUAGCGCACCAGUCGUUACCAAAGAUGAAAUAGUAUACUACUACAGAUUGAUGCCCAAGGAUACAAUAUGUAGCAGUGAUCCCACUGGUCCUCCGACAGGAAGAGACUAUGUGGAAGAUAAGGUUUACGCUGUAACAUUAUUGAAGUCACCAGCAACAUUGACAAUAACAUCUGGAGGUAAUUCACCGGUGCAGUUUUCUGCUCCAUCAGGUGUUAGCAUUUGGUCUGUUCCUAUGGGUGUAGGUAGUCAGCAAUUCAAGCUGAUCAGAAAUGGAGCCACUGCGCUAUCAGGAACUGGUUCGCAACAGGUUAAAAAUUCAUGCACGAUUUACAACUUCAACGCCUUUGUUGGUACCGUCGUUUGAAUGGCCAAUUAUUAUAUGUUUACCUCCAAAAUGC
Molecule: messenger RNA, 1414 nt
Organism: Umbelopsis ramanniana AG
Lineage: Eukaryota; Fungi; Mucoromycota; Umbelopsidomycetes; Umbelopsidales; Umbelopsidaceae
Exons: 4
Coding region: 10-1380 (456 amino acids)
Biological process (GO): mating projection tip cell wall disassembly
Molecular function (GO): glucan endo-1,3-alpha-glucosidase activity
Source: RefSeq, a predicted model, not a curated record